AUGGCUACAUCGCCUGUAGGGACCCCCUUGAACCCCCAGGUUCAGCAGUGGAUACAUAGAGUUAUACAGCCCGAAUAUCACGACACACAUCUGACCUACCACAAUGUCGCCGCAACUCUUUACCAGUUUCCGACAUUAUCGCCUCGUACAGAUGUUUAUACCCACGAAGAUGGUCGUUCUCAAUUGCUUCUCAAUCUUGUUGGAACAUUCCCAGUCACUUUCCGCGGCGCUACAUAUCAAAUUCCACUGAAGAUAUGGCUACUACACGAGUACCCUAAGCAGCCGCCGAUGGUGUUUGUAAAUCCAACAAGGGAUAUGCUCAUCCGCCCAGGAAACCAUGUCGACCCGAGCGGACGGUGCUAUCACCCAUAUUUGGCCAAUUGGGUCAACUACUCUGAUAGAUCAACUAUCGUAGAUCUCCUGGAAGUCCUACGCCAGGUAUUCGGUAGAGAACCACCUGUAUAUGCAAGGCAACAGCAGAACACGCCAGGACCUCAGACUAGAAACGAAACACCACCCCCAUUGCCGCCGCUACCCCCCGGGCUUGGAAGAACAAACUCACCAGCUACCCCCCCGAAUCAUGCGCAAGCUGCUGUUCCUCCUCCAUUGCCGCCAUUGCCGAGGGAGCUUUCUGGGGGUACGCCCUCAGUGCAACAGCAGCAGCAGGUGAGCCAUGCAGGAUACCAAAACCAGCAUCAACAAUCACCUCCGCCGAUACCUCCGCAUCCCCAACCCCAGCAACUAUAUGUUCAUCCGCAACCGCAGCAACAACACCAACAACAAGGCUGGCCUAGAAAUGAGAGCCCAAGGGGCGGUUCUCUCCCUAGUUAUCAAGAUCAAGGCCCUCCUCCACCACCUCUACCUCCAGCCCCUCAUCGGUCAGAGGAAUCAUCGCCAGUCCCCCAGCAACAGCAGCCGUUACAGUACAACCGCGCCCAUGCACCAACUCCAUAUCAUCACCCACAGACAUAUCACCAAAUAGCCCCCCCGCCAAAUUCCCCAGGCUCAGGCCCAGCUCUAUCUGCACGCUCAACUCCACCGCCCCAUCAAAAUGUCACGCCAUCUAGCCGUUUCCCUAGCAUCCCAUCUGUACGACCAGUAUCAUUCAACGGAUUUCCCCAUUCCCCCCACCCUCAGAGUUAUUCGAUGCCUCAGCAGCAACAGCAGCAACAACAGCAGCAACCUCAACCUCAUAUACCCCCAAAGCGACCAGAAGCAAUCGAUAUUAUGUCCCUUCCGCCUACUGAGAUAGCACCUCUGGUGCCUUCCGCCGCGCCGCCACCUCUUCCUCCUAACCCUGAAAAGGAUCGUCUUAUACAAGAGAUCACAAAGGCACUACAAGCACGAGCCGAAGCGCACCAUGCGAAGAUGCACGUAUCACUUGAGCAGGCUGCCGCUCAAUGCGAAGCUAUACUAAGAGCAGAGUCAAACAUGGAAAGAGAGAGAGCAGAACUGGCAAGGAUCAUGGAGCUAUGCGAUAAAGAUGCGGAUAUAUUGAAAGAGCGUAUAACAAUGGCAGGUGAAGUUAUCAAGGACGCCGAGUCGAGGGAAUUGCCCGGGGUUGAUACGGUCGUGGUCGCACCGACGGUUGUGCACACUCAGCUAUAUGAUCUUGUAACGGAAGACAUGGCGAUUGAAGACACGAUAUAUGUUCUUGGGAAAGCCUUGGACAAGGAAAGGAUUUCAUUGGACGUAUUUUUAAAGCACACACGAACAUUGGCUCGGGAGCAAUUUAACCUACGAGCGCUUGUAAAGAAGAUUACUAGGCAGAUCGGAAUUGAAUCAUAA
Molecule: messenger RNA, 1788 nt
Organism: Morchella sextelata
Lineage: Eukaryota; Fungi; Ascomycota; Pezizomycetes; Pezizales; Morchellaceae
Exons: 6
Coding region: 1-1788 (595 amino acids)
Biological process (GO): protein transport; protein modification process; endosome to lysosome transport
Cellular component (GO): ESCRT I complex
Molecular function (GO): ubiquitin binding
Source: RefSeq, a predicted model, not a curated record